AUGCGUAACACUGACAUCACAUUCCUUUACGUACUUUGUCUGCUUCUGGCCAUUGCGGGCAGCCGUGUAGCCCGAGGUUUAAUUGUGCCCUCAAUUCCGGCAGCUCGUGCGAAAGGAGCACCAAAGCAAUCGUUCCGCAUCUUGGAUACAGCAAGAAGAUCCCUCGGGGAACCCAUUUGCGAAUACAAGCAAGUAGAGAUAACAACUUCACAAAAAGGACCACCUCAGCAGAAGAUUUCUGUGGAAGACUUGACGCCCAUCCUGCAAGAGUUGCUCCAACACAGUGGUCUGCAGCAGGGUGUCGUUAACGUGAUAAGUCGGCAUACUACCACGGCGAUUGUUCUGAAUGAACGCGAAGCGCGUCUCGCACGAGAUAUGGAAGAAUACUUUUUGCGAUUGGCUCCACCGGACGAGCGCUCCGAUUCGGUCCACCGUCAAAAGGGCGUCCGAUACUACCACAACGACAUUGACCAGCGCCCCGAUUCACAGGAGGAGACCCAGCGGUGCCGGGAUAACGGUUGGGAUAUUGAUCAGCCUCAAUCGCUGCAGGCGUGGCGUGAUCAAGAACCGAUCAACGCACAUUCCCAUAUUCUCAGCAUGCUGCUGGGCUCGUCGGAAAGUAUACCGGUAGUGGAUGGGGUUAUGGUAAUUGGACAGUGGCAGUCUGUUUUGUUGGUAGAUUUGGACGGUCCUCGCGAUCGUACCGUAGGCGUACAAUUUCUAGGCUAUUGCUAG
Phaeodactylum tricornutum CCAP 1055/1 is the source of this 735-nucleotide messenger RNA. RefSeq lists its product with no specific name. The transcript has a single exon. The coding region runs from base 1 to 735 and encodes 244 amino acids. The record is from RefSeq and is a predicted model, not a curated record. Lineage: Eukaryota; Bacillariophyta; Bacillariophyceae; Surirellales; Neidiaceae.